Molecule: messenger RNA, 678 nt
Organism: Momordica charantia (bitter melon)
Lineage: Eukaryota; Viridiplantae; Streptophyta; Magnoliopsida; Cucurbitales; Cucurbitaceae
Biological process (GO): DNA integration
Molecular function (GO): nucleic acid binding
Source: RefSeq, a predicted model, not a curated record
AUGAACCAAGUUCUCGUAUUUGAUGGAGAGCAUUAUGAAUACUGGCAGAGUCAAAUGGAGACAAUUUUCAUUUCUCAAGAUCUUUGGGAAAUCAUUGAAGAAGACAAUGAAGAUGAAGGCACCAAGGAGAUGACACCAGAACAAGAGAAGGAGUUUAAGAAGAACAAAAGGCGAAAUGCUUUAGCUCUUCGACUCAUUCAGCAAGGUGUUAGUAAGUCCAUAUUCCCUCGAAUUUUUGGUAUUAAAAAAGCUAAAGAUGCUUGGGAAAUUUUGCAAAAAGAAUUUCAGGGAUCUCAAAAAAUUGUCUCCAUCAAGUUGCAAUCCUUGUGGAGAGAUUUUGACAACUUGGCGAUGAAGGAAAGCGAAAACAUUCGGGAAUUCUUUUCUCGAGUUGCCGAAAUUAUUAACCAAAUGAAGAACUAUGGAGAGACUAUUCCAAAAAAGAGAGUCAAUAAAAAAGUUCUUCGAAGCCUUCCUCCAAAAUUGAACCAUGUUGUUACAACAAUUGAAGAGUCAAAAGAUUUCUCGAAAUUGACAAUCCUUGAACUAUUAGGAUCGCUUCAAGCUCACGAAGAGAGAUUGAACAAGUGUCCAACUCAAGCUGUGGAGCAAGCCUUUCAUACCAAGCUAAAUUUUGCAGAAAAUAAGACAUUCAAAUCUAAUCAUCAAAAACGGUAG